Drosophila ficusphila is the source of this 2532-nucleotide messenger RNA. Its product is annotated as protein gurken. The transcript has 4 exons. Bases 594 to 1499 code for a protein of 301 amino acids. Gene Ontology annotation, molecular function: epidermal growth factor receptor binding; receptor ligand activity. The record is from RefSeq and is a predicted model, not a curated record. Gene Ontology annotation, biological process: epidermal growth factor receptor signaling pathway. Lineage: Eukaryota; Metazoa; Arthropoda; Insecta; Diptera; Drosophilidae.
CAAUCAUUAGAACUCUGCGUAUUCAUCAAUUCCUUGACGACAUCACUCGCAAUUGCAUCUCUUUUUUUGGGGCCGUUCUCUUCGUUCCCCCGCUCUCCGUUCGAUUUCAUUCAUGGCGCAUGUCGAUGGGAUCCAUCUGUUUCUCUGGUUCUGUUUUCCUCAGUCUCUUUCUCGACGUGCGCGCAACAAGACCAACAAUUAAGGCAGAGCAGAAAAGAGCCCGCUUCCCGCGCUUGCUGCUCAUUUAGUUAAUAAAUAUAUUUUUUCCGAUUUUGUAAAAUGAUUCACGGUCCAUUAUAAUCAUCAUAAUUUCAAAGCCUUUCCCAGGCGACACUGCUGCUCCAGUACGUUGAUCUAUAAUAAGCUUUUGGAUCACCAAUUUUAGUGCUAUUUUUUUCGUGUUAAAAUCCACAAGGAGAUGCAAAUGUGUAGUAUGUUUCUGCUUCAGUUGCGACGCCAAAUUGCAUUUGCGGCCAGCACGCCGCUCGAUCCAUAGAUCGUUUUGCCCUCAUCUCAUCAGUUGACUCAGUUUUCCUAGUGGUGGACAAUCGGUCCACCAAAAAGUCUUUCGGAACGCCAUCGAGCGCUUUCCAAUGAUGCAAUUCCCAUUUACUCGGAUUUUCAAAGUAAUUUUCGUGCUCUCAACAAUUGUCGCCGUUACAGAUUGUUGUUCGAGCCGGAUCUUACUGCUCCGAGAGCAUACGCUUAAGAUUGUGCAGCAUCAGCACAGCCACAUGCACGAGCAUGCUCACGAGCUGCAGCAGCAGAUCCAGGAGACAGCGGUUGAGCUGCUCAAUCGCCUGGAGCUGGAGCGCAAGCAGCUGGAGGCCUCGGCCCAGGAGGCGGCAGAGCAGCUGCAUUCCGAGACGGAUUCCGAUCCGGACAGGGAUCCACCGGACGCACAAACAAUUGUGGAGAACCCUGUGGCCUUGGAUCCUGAUCCUCCAGAAAAAUCGGAAAGUCUCGGAUCGAGUACUGCCACCUGGUUGACCAGCACUCCAAUCACCCCCUCCGAAACAGUAACUACAUCCGCAACCGUUACGCACACCGGAGAACCGCCACCUGACCAGAGCUCAACCAGUCCGCCGGAUUCCAGCACACCAACAGUAGCGGACAAGGAAUCGAACCAAAGCAAGGAGCCCGAGAUUCAGAUGCUGCCCUGCAGCGAAGCCUACAACAAUAGCUUCUGUCUGAACGGCGGCCACUGCUUUCAGCAUCCGAUGGUCAACAAUACGGUCUUUCACUCCUGCCUCUGCGUCAACGACUACGAUGGAGAAAGGUGCGCCUACAAGAGCUGGAAUGGUGACUACCUAUACACGCCGACAGCGCAGCGAAAGGUCCGGAUGGCGCACAUCGUCUUCUCCUUCCCGGUUCUCAUCAUGCUGUCAUCGCUCUACGUGCUCUUCGCAGCCGUCUUCAUGCUCCGCAAUGUGCCGGACUAUCGCCGGAAACAGCAGCAACUACACCUGCACAAGCAGCGUUUUUUUGUCAGAUGCUGAGGCACCUUCAGAACCAGAAAAGGUCCUCCUCUGAAUUUCGAUUUGAUUUGGAAACAAUUUUGGUUUCGCCUAUAUUCGCCUCAUUGUUGGAUGGCAAAUUCUUUUUGACCAUAUUUUUUUUUCUUUACGUUGCGCAGCGCAAAGUAACGCUUUAAUUUAUUGAAUACAUUUAGUGUACUUAGUAGGAUUUUCUAUUUAGUUGCAAAAGACGCACAAUUAGUAUUUGCUUUUCUUUAUCAUUUCUUAGUUUCGUUUGUUUCGCUUUUGAAGCUUUCGUUGGAGCUUUUGUAGUUUGUUUGUAGUAACAUUUUGUUACGUUAAAUUAACCAUUACGAAAUAUUAAGAAUGUACUUAGAACAUAAUCUUAGCGCUUACUCCAGUUUACCAGGACAAGUGAUUAUUUUUUUUGUAACACUCAGUUACAUCGUGUAUAUUGUAAAGAAAAACUUUUUUUGUAGUGUAUUAAAGAAGAGGAAUGGGACUCGACUCAAAACAUAACUAAAACGUUCAAAACAGUGUUUCCUUUCUCUGCGGUUCUGUUCUUGGUAUCGCUCUUUUUCUUUCAGCCGGUUGAUAUGAGUGAAGCACGCUUUUGGGUUUUAUAUUUUAUAAUAUAUAUUUUAUCCAAUAUUUCGUCCAAAAAUUCUUUACAAAUUUCUUCGAACUUACAGUUAAAUGUAUAGUAGAAAUUAUUCAAAAAAUUCUCCUCACUUUCAUCAUUUCAUCGUAUAUGAUUUGUUGAAUCUUUUUCUUCUAUCAAGAUCAUCAAUAUGAGAAUGGUAUGUAUGCGCUUGUGUGGUGGAUGUGUGUGUGCUUAAUGGGUGGUGGUGGUGAUGGAUGUGUUUUUGGGGACAGCCCCGAUCUGGAAUUCAGAGGCACCAAUACAAAACUAUCGAUGCCUGCGCGUGGGUGGAGAGGUGGAGUUUGAGUGGUGUGUGGUUGCAUUGGUGGCGUGGAUGGUGGUGGUGUCACGUGUAACUCUGACUUUUGCUUGCGUAUAUCUUGGAUUAGGGAUAUGAAGUUCGUACAAAAA